CAAACAAACAAGCACAAUAACAGAAAACGAACCACCCCGGUCUUCUCUCUCUUUCCCAAGAUUCAUUCAUUCAAUCAUCAAACCAAAAACCACAUCACAGAGAGAAAGAGAGAGAGAGAGAAGUGGGUGUGUUUGUUAUAUAAUCAUAGAAUGGAGAAGACUUCGGAGGUGGAAGGUACGGUGAGGAACAUUCUAGAAGAAGAGACACUGAAGUGGGUGUUCGUGGGAGGAAAAGGGGGAGUUGGAAAAACAACAUGCAGCUCCAUCAUCUCCGUGCUCCUCUCCCAAGUCAGAUCCUCCGUUCUCAUCAUCUCAACCGACCCUGCUCACAAUCUCAGCGAUGCUUUCCAGCAGAAGUUCACUCACACCCCUAUUCUUGUCAACGGUUUCACCAAUCUCUAUGCCAUGGAGGUGGAUCCUGUGGCUGAACAAGAGAACCCCUCAGGCUCUGAUGGGAUGGAAAAAUGGUUCUCAGAGUUAGCUGGUGCAAUUCCUGGAAUCGAUGAGGCCAUGAGCUUCGCGGAGAUGCUAAAAUUGGUGCAGACACUGGAUUAUUCUGUAAUAGUAUUUGAUACUGCUCCCACUGGCCAUACACUCAGACUAUUGCAAUUCCCAUCUGUUUUAGAGAAGGGCCUUGCAAAAAUGAUGUCUUUGAAAAGCAAAUUUGGUGGAUUGCUUAAUCAGAUGACUCGUAUGUUUGGUAUGGGUGAUGAUUUUGGUGAUGAUGCAAUUCUUGGGAGGCUUGAAGGCAUGAAGGAUGUAAUUGAACAAGUUAACCAGCAAUUCAAAGAUCCGGACAUGACAACUUUCGUGUGUGUUUGCAUUCCGGAAUUCCUCUCACUUUAUGAAACGGAGAGAUUGGUUCAACAACUUGCAAAGUUCGAGAUAGACACACACAAUAUCAUUAUUAAUCAAGUAAUCCAUGACGAAGAAGAUGUUGAAUCCAAGUUACUUCAAGCAAGAAUGAAAAUGCAACAGAAAUAUCUGAAUCAAUUUUAUGAAUUGUAUGAUGACUUUCACAUCACCAAGUUGCCAUUACUCCCAGAAGAGGUUACUGGGGUUGAAGCUCUGAAAGCAUUUUCAAAACAUUUUAAGACACCGUAUCAACCACCAUGUAGUACAGACCCAGAGGAGCGGUUAGAGCGCAGGGUAUUGGGACUAAAACAGCAGCUAAGCGAGGCGGAAGAACAGUUGGCCAUAAUCAGAAAGGAGAAGGCUUGAUGGAUCUUCCAUUAAUGAAUAAUAGGCAUUUUUGGUCCACAUUCUUUUUAUUCAUUCUAUUUAUUUUAUUUAAUGUUACAACUUAGAAGUAGCUUUCUCAUGUAAACAACAAAGAGAAAAAGAAAA
Messenger RNA from Arachis stenosperma, 1347 nucleotides. RefSeq names its product ATPase GET3A-like. Lineage: Eukaryota; Viridiplantae; Streptophyta; Magnoliopsida; Fabales; Fabaceae. Gene Ontology annotation, biological process: post-translational protein targeting to endoplasmic reticulum membrane. Gene Ontology annotation, cellular component: GET complex. The transcript is spliced from 7 exons. The record is from RefSeq and is a predicted model, not a curated record. The coding region runs from base 151 to 1221 and encodes 356 amino acids. Gene Ontology annotation, molecular function: ATP hydrolysis activity; ATP binding.